AUGCUACAGCCAUGCACGAGUGCUGUAAGACGUGCAACGCAUAGUCUGAACCACAACCUAUUCCAAAGCUAUAGCUCUGCGCCAUCUGUACAAGCAGAGCUCGUCAAACAAUCUCUGCGCGAGCUUCUCCGAGAGACAGCCCAGCCUGUGGCGGUAGUCACGUCAACCCUACCAGGCCAUGAAACCGCACCACGAAGUGAUUCGUCCGUGCAAAGCCAGAAAAAAGCACUGUCAAUAUUCCAUGGCGCUACAUUAUCAUCCUUCACGUCCGUCGCGUUUGAUCCGCAUCCGCUCGUCGCAUUCUCUCUCCGAGUCCCAUCCCGGAUGGCUCUGGCUCUGAACGCACACGCAUUAAAGCCCCAGAUGCAAUUGUCGUCCCAUAUGGUCGUCAAUAUCCUCUCUGCUGCGCAACCUCAUAUCGCACGAUUGUUCUCCAGUCCAGAUCUGCAUCCCUUUUCGGAAUCAGAGGUGCAGUGGACGCAGUCUGUAGAUGGUCUCCCGGUUAUCAAAGGUGUUUUGGGCGCGCUCUCCUGCACUGUCGUCGGUCGGUCGUUGCCCUUGAGUGAUACACGGUGGUUGCAUUCGAGCAUGGAGGAGUGGGAAACGGAAGUGCAGCAAGUAGAAGGCGGUAGUGGGUUGGUUUCAGAGCUAUUCAUCGCACGUGUUUUACGUGUGGAGGACGUCCAAGAACCAGAGGGUCAAUUCGAGAAUGAUAAAUUACGGACGUUACCUUUACUCUACCACCAAAGAGCCUACGCCACUGUGGGCAAGAUACCAAACCCAUGA
Suillus subaureus is the source of this 786-nucleotide messenger RNA. Its product is annotated as flavin reductase like domain-containing protein. Gene Ontology annotation, molecular function: FMN binding; riboflavin reductase (NADPH) activity. Lineage: Eukaryota; Fungi; Basidiomycota; Agaricomycetes; Boletales; Suillaceae. The transcript has a single exon. The coding region runs from base 1 to 786 and encodes 261 amino acids. The record is from RefSeq and is a predicted model, not a curated record.